AUGAAGUGGAAGGAGCUGUCGGGAGUGCUGUGUGACAAUAGAAUGCCGGUGCACAUCAAGGGUAAAGUGUACAAGGCUGCAGUGCGUCCAGCUAUGUUAUAUGGGGCGGAGUGUUGGCCUUUAAAGAAACAACAGGAAAAUAAGCUGCACACUGCGGAAAUGAGAAUGUUGCGCUGGGCAGGUGGUGUGACAUUACUGGAUCGCGUACGAAACGUACACAUACGAGGCAGCUUCAGAGUAAAACCUACCCCUGACAAACUGGAAGAAACCCGACUCAGAUGGUAUGGUCACGUCAUGCGGCGACCACCUGACCACAUGACACAGAAAGUGCUGCACAUUUACCCACCGCCGUCGGCGAGGCGAGGAAGACCCCGACAAACAUGGAUGGCCACUAUAAAUAGGGACUUAAAGAAGGCAAAAAUACCAGCCCAGACGACCCGGGACAGACAGUCCUGGCGAAGAAUUACUAGGAGAGCCGACCCCAAAUGA
Messenger RNA from Cydia strobilella, 489 nucleotides. RefSeq lists its product as uncharacterized. The record is from RefSeq and is a predicted model, not a curated record. Bases 1 to 489 code for a protein of 162 amino acids. Lineage: Eukaryota; Metazoa; Arthropoda; Insecta; Lepidoptera; Tortricidae. The transcript has a single exon.